Durotheca rogersii is the source of this 1084-nucleotide messenger RNA. Its product is annotated as proteasome subunit beta type 7 precursor. Gene Ontology annotation, molecular function: threonine-type endopeptidase activity. Lineage: Eukaryota; Fungi; Ascomycota; Sordariomycetes; Xylariales; Xylariaceae. The record is from RefSeq and is a predicted model, not a curated record. The coding region runs from base 114 to 932 and encodes 272 amino acids. Gene Ontology annotation, cellular component: proteasome core complex. The transcript has 2 exons.
CCUCUGUUCGCACUAUAGCCUUUCAUUUAAGAUCAACCCAUAACUUGGCGCCCGCCCGCAGAAGUCCAUAGAACUGGUAUCUCUCGUCCCCUCGUCGCACCACAUCCGCCAGCAUGCCUGGCUUCGAUUUCUCUAACUAUAACCGCAAUGCGGCCUUACACGCGCGGGGCGUCCCUUUGCCCAAGGCGACCAGCACUGGUACUACUAUCGUCGGGUGCAUAUAUGACGAGGGUGUAGUGAUCGCCGCCGAUACUCGAGCCACCAGCGGGCCUAUUGUUGCCGACAAAAACUGCGAGAAGCUACAUUACAUUUCGCCCCAGAUCUGGUGUGCGGGCGCCGGUACUGCCGCCGAUACCGAAUUCACUACCGCACUCAUCUCUUCCCAGCUUGAGCUACACUCUCUGUCGACCGGCCGGAAGCCCCGUGUCGUCACCUGUAUGACCCUCCUUAAGCAGCAUCUCUUUCGAUAUCAAGGGCACAUCGGGGCAUACCUCGUAGUUGCCGGUGUCGAUCCCACCGGAACCCACCUUUUCACCGUCCACGCCCACGGCAGUACGGACAAGCUUCCCUAUGUAACCAUGGGCUCGGGGUCGCUGGCGGCUAUGUCCGUCUUCGAGUCGCAAUGGAAGCCCGACUGCACCAAGGAGGAUGCAAUGCAACUCUGCUCUCAAGCUAUCCAGGCCGGUAUAUUCAAUGAUUUAGGCUCAGGGUCCAACGUUGACUUAGCUGUCAUCACGGCUGAUAAGACUACCCUACACCGCGGCUUUGUCAAACCGAACGAGCGGAGUCUGAAGCUGAAGAAUUAUAAAUUCAAACGAGGCACUACCGCUGUACUGAAUGAGAAGAUCAUCACCAGAGACGAGAUUGGAAAAUAUGUCAGUGUCCAGGAGCUGGAGUCGACUGAGGGUGAAAAGAUGGACGUGGACUCGUGAGACACGCGAGCUCCUACGGGGUCUGGCGCAGGCUCCCUGUACUGAGGUCCACAUACCUAUGAUAAUUGAAGGAUGCUCUGUUCACAAAUGGGAUAGUUCACAGGUACCUUUUAGGCGGUGGUGCGAACCACUGCGCCAUAUGGCCUCUGAAG